CUGUGUUUGCCUUGAAUGGACUGUAGAGACAUGGAUUUCUAUGAGGACUACGAGUCCCCGUUUGAUUUUAAUACAGGAGUGAACAAAAACUAUCUUUACUUGUCUCCUAGUGGAAACUCGUCUCCACCCGGAUCACCCACUCUUCAGAAAUUUGAUCUGCUGAGAACAGACCCAGUUCCCGAGGAAGGAGAAGAUGUUGCUGCCGCCAUCGGUGCCCCAGAGACCCUCUCAGAGGAGGAGCAGGAAGAGCUAAGAAGAGAACUGGCAAAGGUAGAAGAAGAGAUCCAGACCCUGUCUCAAGUGUUAGCAGCCAAGGAGAAGCAUCUAGCAGAGAUCAAGCGGAAACUUGGGAUCAAUUCCCUACAGGAACUAAAACAGAACCUGGCCAAAGGGUGGCAAGAUGUGACAGCGACGUCGGCAUACAAAAAGACAUCAGAAACCUUAUCUCAAGCCGGACAGAAGGCUUCGGCUGCUUUCUCAUCUGUUGGAUCCGUCAUCACCAAAAAGCUGGAAGAUGUCAAAAACUCCCCAACUUUCAAAUCAUUUGAAGAAAAGGUCGAAAACUUAAAGUCUAAAGUAGGGGGAACCAAGCCUGCUGGCGGUGAUUUUGGAGAAGUCUUGAAUUCGACUGCAAAUGCUAGCGCCACCGCCACGGAGCCUCUUCCAGAACAGACACAGGAGAGCCUGUGAGAGUCCCACCUGUGUUCGGCUACCCACUGCCAGAUGCUGCAAGCGAGACCCAGGCACAUCUUGUCAACAUUCAUCGCCAUGAAUUUCCACCAGAUGUGCUUUUGUUUAGCUUUACAUAUUCCUUUGACCAAAUAGUUUGUGGGUUGAACAAAACAAUGUCUUCAGCUCUACUCCUGGGGAACACCCUCUAAUGUGCAUUUAAGGCCUUUUCUUUGGGAAACACCAUUAUAAAAACACAUGUAGUACCUGGAGACCCUCACUAGAAUGAUCUGAGAAGCUGCAGGUUAUCAUAACUACUUUACAAAAUUGUUCUGGAUCUGGGAUACCGGUUUGAUCUUUGUCUUCUAUAUGAUUUUCAUUUUUUUCCUUCUUUGAACCUCUGCAUAUUUGAUUCCUAACUAAAAUUGUUCUUUUAAAAUUUAUGAAUUCUGGUUAUUAAAAGUUUUGGCAUAAUUUUCUUUACCUCCAUGGGAAGAACUGCCAGCUACAAAUUUUACAAAAAAUAUUUUUGAGUAAACAUUGUUUUGGUAUAAGGUAGCUUAUGUCUUGGGUGUCUGCAGACACGAGACUAAAUAAAUCAGCUCUACAUCCAAUGUGUUACAGUUUUGUAAGUGACAAUAUGUAUGGUAAUUCAACUCCUAGGUGAUUUAAAUUGUGGAACUGUCACAUCCUUGUUUAUCACCAUUUGUGACAGUAACUAUUUCAAUGUAUUGGUUAUUAUGCUACUUAUAUCAAAUUAUUUUUCACCAGAUUAAAAUUUUAGUUUUAGAGUAAAUUGACAAAAAAACCAUUCUGAAUUAAGCAUAUUGUAUUUUCAGUAGGUUGAAACAGGAACACACUCUCAUCAAUGUUCAAUUCAAAAGCCUGAAAGUUUUUUAGAUCUCAGUAAUUGUAAAAUUGCUAAAAUCAAUCACUUUAGGGGAAACAUUGUGUCUUCAUUUAAUUCAUUUAGUACCAUUUAAAAUAAACACACAAAGUUAUAUGACUAAUAUAACUUGAAAAUUUUUUAUACUAAGGGGUUGGUGAUAACUCCUGAGGGUUUAAUGCAUUAAUAAAAAUCAACUUAUGUUCUACUUAUCUGUUUUCAGUGUGUUAGAAAUUAUAAAAUGAUACUGUAGACAUUUCCUCCUACUUUGAAAACUGAGUGUCAGGGCUGACUGAACCAAAGCCUCUGGAAGUAUCUGCCUGGAGGCCAAGGUACUCUCUUAAUUCUAAUAGCUACUUACUCGUCACCACUACCUUUUCCUUAUGCUGUAUAUGGUUAUGGCCUACAAUGUUGUAUUUGUUAUUUAUCAAGUUGUGAUUGUUUUAUUAUUGUUUAUGCCAAAUGUUAAUUGCCAAGCUUGGAGUGACCUAAAGCAUUUUUUAAAAGCAUGACUAGAUUUACUUCAGGAUAAGUUAUCUUAUGAAAACCAAAUUUGAAAAGCCCCAAGUGUUGUUAUAAAAUAACAUGCUGCCGUUCUUAAUUGCUACAGCUUCUGUUAGCACGUUAGAUACAAUUGAAACUAUGCUCCAUUACAUGUGAAAAGCUUAAUAAAUUCUGUAUAUCAGUAGUAUAGGUCUCAAUAUUUAUUAUGAGACCAGUGGUCUGGAAACAGCUUGUUGUAUUAAAUAAUCAACUGGUGUCUAUGCUAAAAAAAAAGGAAAUUUUUUAACCGUCUGCUUUAAAUCACUACUUAAUGGUAUCAGACUAACAUUAUAAAUUAUUUCCUUGUAGAGGCUUUAAGGCAAAGAUUGUUGAAGCAUUGUCCUGGAGGAGUGGAUCUGUAGAGUUUGUCUUUUUAUACAAAUAUUGUGGUUACUCAACGUAACUGUUAAAUUAUUUUUUCUACCAAUUAGUCUUUCAAUUUUUUUUAAUCACAACAACUUCUUUUCAUCACGUUGUUUCUUGGGUGUCCUGCCCUGUUACUCUCUUUUCAACAAGGCAGAAUGGAGUAAGAUAGCAGUUUCUUUAGUUGGGUGAAAUAUCCUCAAAUCUCUUUACUCUAUGGGGAGAAAUGAUAGAAACAGGAGUGGGAAAUGGAAUGGGUGUAUGUGGGUAUUGGUGAUGGUUGUAAAAGAAGAAAUCAGAGAAUCACUUUUCUAGACAUCUGCCUACACUUAAUCCAAAAACGAUUUCAUCUCUUGCAAAGUACUCUGCCUCUUAAAAGAAGUAGCAAAAAGUAGAGGGAGGAUAAAUUUAGAAAAGUAAACACGGAUUUAGAAAUAUUAUUCAAAAUGAUCUUGGUGGAAGAUUCAAUAUUACGAAUUCACAGAUAGUUAAGAAAUUUGGAAGAUGGUAAUUACUAAGAACACUGGAGAGAGGUCCUGGUCCCUCUUUUGUGUUUUGUGUUCGACACUAUAGGAAACAGCAACUUGGAGAGAAAUCUCAGAUAUUUAAGGAUUCAAGAAGUGUGAUGGAUGAAAAUAAUCCCUGAAAUUAUCCCCCCUUUACAAAAGGCAGGUCCUUAAUUUAUGGAGUUCGUGGGAAAGAAAGCAAGAAUUCUUACGCUUAUGAGGCUAAAGUAAUCAAUGGAAGAAAGGAGAUCUCGUUGGAUUAUCAUUUUAGUAACUCAAAGAAACUAUUGAAAUAGAGAAAAAACAUGCUUAAUUUGGAAUCACUAUUUCUGGAUCUGUUAAUCAAGGAAAUACACACUAUUUUUUUUGUAUAGUAUUUGAAAACAAUAAAAAUUCUAUAAUUUGGGAAUGGGUUCUUUUGUAUGUAUGACCUGUCGAGGAAACAAGUGAGUGCAUUAUAACUUCUCUCCAGACCCUUCGUAUCCUGGAUACAGAAAGAACCAUAAGCAGCUAUACGGAUUCAGUGUGUCCAGGAAAACUGGAAAGCUACAUGCUGACUACCAAAAGGCAUUUAGAAGUGACUGUUUGCUGGAUAUGUGCCAGAGGAGAUGCCGCAUAAGGCCCCACGUCAGGAUCACAUGUUUCUUUAUAGCUCUUAACACAGAUGAAAGGUCAGAUUUUUGCCCAUAGUGAAGAGACAUUUGGCCAUUCAUUAGGGACUGUCCCAUUGUAAUUGGAUUAAUUAUAGAGACCAUGUUGGGUUACAGUUAACAUAAAACUGUCACUUUUAAGUAAACCUGCAAACCUUACAUUUCACAAUUUCUAUAUUCUGAUUCUGAGAUCAAAAUGAACCCGAAUCAAAAUGAGCCAAGAGAAUUCCCUCUCAGUUUGUAAGCCCCCAGAGGGCAGGGCCUGCAUGUGCCUAUCACCUGCCAGGAUUUCAUACUUAAAUAAAUGCUAUUUGGCGACUAAAA
Messenger RNA from Diceros bicornis minor, 3941 nucleotides. RefSeq names its product tumor protein D52 (gene TPD52). Gene Ontology annotation, biological process: B cell differentiation. The record is from RefSeq and is a predicted model, not a curated record. Gene Ontology annotation, cellular component: cytoplasm; mitochondrial small ribosomal subunit. Bases 16 to 690 code for a protein of 224 amino acids. The transcript is spliced from 6 exons. Lineage: Eukaryota; Metazoa; Chordata; Mammalia; Perissodactyla; Rhinocerotidae.